Messenger RNA from Capsella rubella, 2054 nucleotides. Its product is annotated as receptor-like cytosolic serine/threonine-protein kinase RBK1. The transcript has 8 exons. Gene Ontology annotation, molecular function: ATP binding; protein kinase activity. Gene Ontology annotation, biological process: protein phosphorylation. The record is from RefSeq and is a predicted model, not a curated record. NCBI's taxonomy places the organism in Eukaryota, Viridiplantae, Streptophyta, Magnoliopsida, Brassicales, Brassicaceae. The coding region runs from base 457 to 1833 and encodes 458 amino acids.
CAUCGUAUCACCUUUUCAUCUUCUUCAAUAGUUAUAUAAAAAAUGUUCAAUUAAAAAAUAUACAAAAGAAGAGAAGGGAACUUGACUUGCAUGGUGGAGUUGUAUAAAUAUAGCAGAGAGAUUCCAAUUCCAUUACCAGUCAUCUGAUAUCUUCCUUCUCUUCUUCUUUAACUUUUUAUUUCUUUGCUUUCUAAGAAUAACAAUUUCUAAAGAUAAUUACCUCUAACGAGAGACAUUAACAAUAACAACAAGAAAUUAACAAAAGAAAAACACAAACCUGAGUUUUCCUGUUUCUCUGGCUCUGUUCUUUCUCCAUCUCCUCUCGGAGAUGUUACUCUGUUUCCCUGUUUUUUGUUUUCUGGGAUAGAUUUUAUAUGAAGCUUUGAGGUUUUUUUUGUCUAGUUUAUUCAAAGCUUCUUACAAAGAAUCCCAAAAGACGAAAAUUUUCUCGACGCUAUGGCUGUUGAAGAGAUGGAGAAGAGGAUCAAAGGAAGCCAUGAGACGGAGCUACAGAAAAACGACUUAUGUAUUGAAGAUCCAUCUCCAAGAUGUGUGCUUGAAAUCCCGGCAAUUAGCUCAGACUCCGAUAACAGCAGCAGCUGUAGCUCGUGUUCGCCUGAUAAAUCAACGUCGCCGUUGUCGACGACCCCAACGAACGUUUCGUCUUUUCAUCAAUGGAACAAGAUGAUCGAAUCCAUCAAGAAGAAAUCAAUCAGGAGAUUCUCAGUCAUCCCUCUCCUCGCUACCUACGAGCUCACCCGUAAGAACAUGCGGCGGAAACAGCCCAAACUAUGUCCUUCGUCGGAAAACGAAUUCGACUGUAAUCAAAUCCUCGUCGCUAAACCUUCCUGGCGUAAUUUCACCUUCGACGAGCUCGUUGCCGCCACCGACAACUUUAAUCCCGAGAACAUGAUUGGGAAAGGAGGGCAUGCGGAGGUAUACAAAGGUGUUUUGCCGGACGGAGAGACUGUAGCAAUCAAGAAGCUAACGAAACACGCCAAGGAAGUAGAAGAAAGAGCCAGUGAUUUCUUAUCGGAGCUUGGGAUAAUCGCACACGUCAACCACCCGAACGCAGCUAGGCUUCGUGGUUUCAGCAGCGAUCGCGGUUUGCAUUUUGUGCUUGAGUACUCUCCCCAUGGCAGUCUCGCUUCUCUACUCUUUGGAUCUGAGGAGUGUUUGGAUUGGAAGAAACGGUACAAAGUGGCUUUGGGUAUAGCUGAUGGUUUGAGUUAUCUUCAUAAUGAUUGCCCUCGACGGAUUAUUCACCGUGAUAUCAAAGCUUCUAACAUCUUGCUCAGUCAAGACUACGAAGCUCAGAUUUCAGAUUUUGGACUAGCUAAGUGGCUCCCAGAGAAUUGGCCUCAUCACAUUGUUUUCCCAAUCGAAGGCACAUUUGGAUAUCUAGCUCCAGAGUACUUUAUGCACGGGAUUGUUGAUGAGAAGACAGAUGUGUUUGCGUUUGGUGUAUUGCUUUUAGAGAUCAUAACUGGUCGUCGAGCUGUUGAUACUGCUAGCCGGCAAAGCAUAGUUAUGUGGGCAAAACCUCUUUUAGAGAAGAACAACAUGGAAGAAAUAGUUGAUCCUCAGCUCAGAAAUGACUUUGAUAAGACUGAGAUGAAACGAGUGAUGCAAACAGCUUCGAUGUGCAUACACCAUGUAUCCACUAUGCGUCCUGACAUGAACCGGUUGGUGCAGCUGUUGCGUGGAAAUGACCGCUUAGCUGAGCUGCAACAAAAAACAGGCGGAGCAAGAACAGUGAGUCUCGACUUAGAUCACACCUCUUCCUCUUACCUUAAUGAUCUCACUCGGCAUAGACAACUCUUGAUGGAGUAAUCAAUCUGAUGAAGUCAAUUACACAAAAGGAAAAGAGAAACCUUUAGACUCAUCUCCAAUAGAAACGAAACAAUAACAAAAUGUUUUUUUUUUCUUUUAUCAUGCCUGUGAUUCUGCUUUAUCUUCUCCAUUGUAAAAAUCUCCAAAGGAGGGAAAGUAUUGUAUGUAUAAUUUGGCUUUUGUCUUCAAAUUGUGGUUGUCUCUAUGUUUUUCUUGUAAAA